Aspergillus lentulus is the source of this 1215-nucleotide messenger RNA. RefSeq lists its product as uncharacterized. The record is from RefSeq and is a predicted model, not a curated record. NCBI's taxonomy places the organism in Eukaryota, Fungi, Ascomycota, Eurotiomycetes, Eurotiales, Aspergillaceae.
AUGACGGAGAUGUACUCGGGGCUCCAUGUGGGCCAACGAUUCGUCUCGCUGGAAGAGUUCAAGUCAGUUGUGCGAAGUAUAUCAGUCAGGCAGCAUUGGGAACUUCGGGUGACCCGAAGCAACAAGAAAAGCGUUGUCAUAGGGUGCCGAUCGUCCGCCAAUUGCUACUUCCGCGUUGUCUGCCGUGCAAACAAAAACGAGACUUACAUAACGAGCCUUCAGGAUAGCCAUAGCUGUCGACGGCAUGCAGCAUCCCCAGGAACAACCCCAGCCCGGUCCGAGGCUUCGCAUGUGCGGUUCUUACUAAACGAAAUACCAAAGUUGUUUGACCUGAGUCACAAGAUCAAAGGACAAGAUGUUGUGGAUGCGGUCAAGCGGUAUCAUGGAUAUGACAUAUCCAUAAGACAAGCGCACCGAGCGCUCACCAAAUUACAACCAAGGCUACCACAUCACCAGAGCGAAGAACCAGGGGAUCGCGCUUUGAACGGGAAUAACCAGCCCGGUCCCCAGGCUCACGCCACGCCGUCGGUCAAUGGCUCAGUUUACAGUACCAUCUCCGAGCAAAGAUGGAUUCCCGACAAUGUUCAUCAGUCGGGAUUCCUGGAAAAGCGACCUAUCGAGCUGACAGAUGACCCAAGUCAUGAGUCUCCGCAACCAGCAGAGCUUGUUCGCGAUGCUGUGCAGCCACAGAUUCCAUCACAACGUCCGCAGCCAGUGCAUGGCUCAUCCCAAGUACAACUUCCAUCCGGGGCACAACCACAGGAGCAGAUUACGCUCAAUGACGAGUUGCGCACGACUGAUGAGCAGCAGUCAGAUUACAUACUAUCGGCACCUACAGUACUGUCUGCACCACAACCGGGGCCGUCUCAAUCUCCACAACAGCCACGCAGUACUGGACAUCCUUCUGCGCCACAGAUGAUCUUGACCAAUUUCAAGAUCGAGUUCACCUGUACUGCUUGUGGAGCUUUGAAUCAAAGCUUUAUCCCAAAUCAGGGGAAUAUAACUGGUGGAGCGUACUUGCCUUCAAAUAACGUAAUCAAUCAUGGUCCUGUCGGCAGAACUACAAAUUCUUCAAUUCAGUCAGGUGCCAGCGGUGUUGAACGUGUGGCCCAGACUAAUGAAUAUGUGGAAGCUCCUUCAGUCAACGCACGAGGCAUACAGCCGCUAUGGCAGCCAGGGAGUGUCGCGGUUUCAAUUCCACCCACGCAUACGUGA